UCGCCUUUCAAAGUUGUUAAUUCGAUUUCAAUAAUUUUCUAAUACGAAAAUUUUAAUUUUUCUCUUUUAAACAACAUAUUUCUUAUUGAAUUAGUGGCCUGUUGUGGCCGAAAUUCGCGCGGAAGUCGUACGUUGUGUGUAUUGCGUUAAAUUCUGGAGUUCGUGGCGGUGUUGUUAUUAAGUGAGGAAGAGAAAAAUUGUUUACAUUUUUUGUUGUUGAACUGCAUAGAAACGAAUUGUUCUAAUUGUAUAAAUAUUUUUUCUGCAUGUUGCCGAUAAUUUUAUCUAAUUGUGGUGAUACUGAUACAUAUAGCUGCUGAAAUGGCAAGCUGUAUUAAAAGAAUAACCAUGUUCAUCGCUUGUAGCAUAUGAUGUGCUCAUCGGCGACUACAUAUUGCCUGAGUUUUAAAAUAAAAUCGAAGGAAAACGGAGAAUCAAGCAACAACAAUGUUGCUAGUGCAAAACCAGCAAAACCAACAACAACAACAACUACUACUAAAACUACAAAAACAAAAGCAACAACAAGACACCACAACACUUCCACACCAAUGCAGCAGCAACAACAGCAGCAAUUGCAACAACAACACCAACACCAGCAACAACAGUUGCAAUUGCAGACGACGCAAAAGCAAGCACAGACGCAACAGUUAACCAACAACAUCAUAUUGCUGCGCGGCGCACGCAACGAAAACGGGCAAAUUGUCAUACAGAACAAGCAUGGCAUAAUCAGCAUAUAUAAUAAUGAUCAGCAACAGCAACAGCAACAACAACUGCAGUUGGAACAUCAAAAACAGCAGCAACAGAAAAUUGAUAAAACAACCGUUGCUGCGACACUGACACAAUUGCCCACAGCCACAACAGUUGCACGCAAAUCAAUACAAACAACAGCAACAACACCCACAACAACAACAUUACUUGGUAAUACGAAAAGCGCUGCUUAUGUUGCCAAGGAGACCGCGGCGACACCGUCCCAAGGUGGCAGUGGGGGCGGCGGUGGUUCCACUGGCAAUGCGACCAACACAAUUCUGUUGCAAACGCCAAUCAAUGCAAGCCAACUGGAAUCGGUGCUGCUGCACACGGCCAAUUUGAAGAAGACAUCCAACACUUCUACCGCUGCAGAUCGCCAGUAUCUCUUUAAAACGGCCUCGCGUAGCCUCAGCACGGACAGCAAUCGCCUAGGUCGCGCCUCGGAGGGCGGCAGCAUGGGCAGCGGUAGCUUGAGCAACAACAGCAGCAGCAGCAGCAGUAGCAUCGCCAGCAAAGCACCGUUUGUGUUGCAAACACUUAAGCGGCUGGAGAAGUCGCAAUCCAUACUAGUCAUACGUAAUCCGUCUGCCUCAUCGGUGGCUGCGCUCACAGCCUCUGCUUCCGCAUCAUCGCUAUCGACAGUCUCCUCGUCGAGUAAUAUUGCGCACGCCGCAACCUCCACCAGCUCAGAUCAUGUGUCCAACACCGGCGCGCUACUUUCCUCAUCUUCCGUUUCCUCCUCCAUAUCGGGUUCCACGAUUUCACUGUCUUCGGGCCAUUUGGUCACGGCAGCGCAGACGGUUAGUGUUAGCACCAAUACACAGACGGGCGCCGUGAACUUCACACGUGCUACCAAAAGUCAACAGACCAAUGGAACGGCUGUGGUGUCAUCCGCAGCUACAACAACAGCCAAAUUGGGCAAUAUCACCGUGAACCGCACCAGCAGCGGUGCAACAACAGCUGCUGCGUUAUCAACGAAAACGACGCUGCCAGUUUCUGCUGCCACAACAACUACAACAUACUUGCGCUUAGCCAAUGCAACAACUGUGUUUGCCAACAACAACAGCGGCAAUCACAAUAAUGGUAGCGUCAACGGGGUGGGCAUGAAUAAGGUUGUGGUGGUCAGUGGCAGCAAAAGCCAUAACGUCAGUGCUGUAAACAGCAGUAAGAGCAUCAGUGCGAGCGGUAUGAGAAUUGUUGACACACAUACCCAACAACAACAGCAACAGAAAACGCAACUCUGUUUGUCCGACAUGCAGUUGAAGCUAGAGACGCGCGGUGGUGGGGCGGGAGGCAUCGUUGUUUCCUCACCUCAGCAGCAACAAGCAACAGUAACAACAGCCGUGCACCAACAACAGCAACAAGCUCAGGUGCAGCAGCAAAAACAGCCAGUGUCAAAUGCGCCUCGCGGGAGCGAUGGCGAACCUAUCAAACUUCCAGACAAUUUGGAGAGCUUGCCAAGAGCUGACAGUUUCCCGUCACAGCGACAUCGGUGGAAUACAAAUGAGGAAAUCGCAGCGAUUCUUAUCAGUUUUGAUAAGCACAAUGAGUGGCAAUCCAAGGAAGUCAAAACCAGACCGAAGAGCGGUUCGCUGCUGCUGUACUCCCGCAAGAAGGUUCGCUAUCGUCGUGAUGGCUACUGCUGGAAGAAACGCAAGGACGGCAAGACCACGCGCGAGGAUCACAUGAAGCUGAAAGUGCAAGGAACAGAGUGUAUUUAUGGCUGCUAUGUUCAUUCCGCAAUUCUUCCGACUUUUCAUCGCAGGUGCUACUGGUUGUUACAAAAUCCAGAUAUCGUUUUGGUGCACUACCUGAACGUUCCAUAUCCAGAUGAUAAUAAAAUGGCUGUCAUUGCUCCGAGCAUAACACUGUGGGGCGAUAAGAAAGAGUGGACGAAGGAUGAGCUUGUCAGUCAACUUAAACCUAUGUUAUCCACGGUUACUUCGGAUGAUGACUCUGAUUCCGGCAAUGACAUAGAAAUAUCGACUGCCGAGACCGUCGAAUCAUUGGUGUGCCAGUUGAUGGAGAAGCAACGUCUUUCACGGCAGGCGGCCUUGGUCAAGCAGCUGGACUGUGGUUGUGGGGAUGCGUCGUGCGCCGACGGCAAAACUUGCUCGCAUCCGGUAAUGCGGCGGCCUACGCUAUUGAAAUCGGUUAGCGAGAAGCGUCUUAGCAUUGGCGAUGGCUAUGGUCCGGGGGCGAGCGGUACGCCGAAUGUUGUAGUUGGUCAAAAGCUUUACUCGCGUUGGUCGGAGCGGCGGCUACGCGAUGGCAGCGAACAACUACAUCAUCAGUAUUCGGGCAACCAUCAUAUGCAACAACAGACUUUGCCGCAGGAGUCGGCGAUUAAAUUCCAAAUCAUUCCACCACAACACAACGAACAACAACAGGCUUCCUAUCAUCAACAACAACAACAACAGCAACAGCAGCAACACUAUCGACAGCUGACUGCGCGAAACAAUAUGCUCUUACAGCAGCAACAACAACAACAACAGCAACUGCAUCAUCAACAACAACAACAACAACAGCAUCAGCAAUCAAAUUUCAAUCAAAACUCAUCAACAAUUUCCAACAGCAAUCAUAACAAUCAAUUAAAUUUGCAACGAUUUGUAGGUAAUAACGGCACCAACCACAGCCACAGCCACAACAACAGCAGCGGCAGCAGCAGUAAUAAUGUCAACAAUGGCAGUAAUAAUAAUAAUUCACAUGUAAAUCAUCGCUUACGAAUUGCAAAAACAACAAUAACAGCUACCUCGGGGGCUGCAGCCGCUGCGGCCAUCAUCGAGCAGCAGGAGGGGCGCGUGAUGGGCCUGCAUGAGGAUGAACUAAUUGGAAACCCCAACCACGCGCCGUUAAAUGCCCAUGGCACCCUUAACCGCAGUGGCAGCUUUGGGAGUGUUGGUGGUGGUGGCAAUUGUAGUCAAUUAGUGUUGACACCUCACCAGCAACAACAGCAACAACAACAACAACAGCAAAAUGUAAUAAAUAACAAUAGCAAUUACAGCUUCAAUAAGCAUCAGCAGCAACAACAACAGCAGCAGCAGAAACAAACUGAUGCACACACUUCGUCUACUUCUUCCACACAACAACAACAACAACAACAGCAAGAUUUUUACAAUCGGCUGCAGCAACAGCAACAGAAGCAAACAACGAAUGACAUAAAUAUGUCCUCCGUCUCCAAUUCUUCCUCGCAAUCACCACAACAGCAACAACAACAACAUCAGCAAAUGCACCACCCACAUGCACAUUCGCAAUCUCAAAUGCACACACACCAACAACAGCAACAGCAGCAGCAGUCACAACAAUCACAGCAAGAACAACAAUCAGCAAAUACAACGACUCUGAAUAUUUCCUCGACGACAUUUUCAUCGACAUCAUCGCCGUCGUCGUCCUCCUUGUCGACAGUGGAGCCGAUGUGUAUGUCGCCGGAACAUCAGCCGUCGACACCAGUGAGUCCAACCACGCUAGGUUUAAGCAGCAAUAGUGAUCCCUUGCAGCAACAUCAAAAACAACAACAACAGCAAAACUCAACUUCUUCGGCGAAUAUGGUGGGAGCUGGUACAUUGGCAACAACCUCACCCUCGUCUCAGUCGAUUAUGAAUGAUAAUGUGGGUCAUAAUAAACAUGCGACCAUUGGCGACACAUUGGCUGCCGAGACCACAAGAGUUGAUGAAAAUUUAAUUGGCGAAAAUGCCAGUGAACUGGACAAAUUCGAUUCGCCUGCAGAGGAUGACGAUGCAACGGAGACGUCAUCGGGUAGUGAUAUGAAACACAAUUCAAAUACUUCCAAAAACAACAACCACAACAAUUGUAACGACAACAAUCAAGUAAUAGAGUACAACAGCAACAGCAAUACCGAUGGUUGUGUAAAUAUUGGUGCUUCCAACGAUGAUGCCAAGGUAAACAAUGUACAACAACAACACGAACAAACCAAUCCGAAUUCCCAUGAAGCAUGUGAAACCGAACAACAACAAUCCCAUACAAUUGACUUUGAAUCACUGGAGCUGAGCAGCAAUGGCGGAAAUGGUGUUGGUCAGCAACAACCACACCACCAACGACAAUCAGCUUCACAUUCCACGCACGAUUUCAACGAUUCAUUGAGCUUCCUUAACGAGACACUCGAUCUCUCGCAGGAAGAUAUCCAACGUACGCUCGUAGCGAAUUUGCCUUUCGGCGCAACAAAUUCGAAAUUGACAACAACCACAGGCGCUGCCGAGCCGCAUAUGAUGAGCUCCAUCGACUUUUUAGGCGGCAAUUGCGCCGGUCAAAGUGACGAUGAGAUUCUCGUGCAUGGCGUUAGCUGUGAAGGAGACGAUGAGGACGCCGAUGAUGUGUUUGCCCAUUUGGAUGCGUUCGACAUGCUCGUCGAAUUUCCCGAAUUGGAUUUGGAUGAUAAGGAAGCGCUAUCAAAUACCGUGCAGCAACAGCAGCAACAACUACAUCAACAGCAUGUCGACAUACACGGUUCAUUAGAGCAGCUAAACAACAGCCAAGCUCACUGCUCUUCUGGCAUGGUGAGUGACAAAAAACUGCUAAAUAUUUGCGACUUCAGUCCGGAAUGGGCAUACACGGAAGGUGGCGUCAAGGUGCUUGUGGCCGGACCAUGGACUGCGAACGCCACGUACACGCUACUCUUCGAUGCACAGCCGGUGCCGACGCAGCUGAUACAAGAGGGCGUCUUGCGUUGCUAUUGCCCACCGCACGAGGCCGGUUUUGCUACCCUGCAGGUGUCUUGUAACAACUAUAUAAUCUCUGACACGGUAUUAUUCGAGUACAAGACCACGCUGUACCAAGAAGCGCCCUACGAUGCGUACACCAAUGAUUGUCUGUACAAGUUUACGCUACUCAAUCGAUUGGCAUUGAUAGACGAAAAGAUGCAGGUGAAAUCGGAAGCAUCGGCGACGCUGUUCGAGCAGCAGACACUUUUACUCCACAAGAACUUCGAAGAUCAACUAGUGAGUUAUUGCCAAGAGCUCAUGAAACGCACUUGGUUGCAGAAUGGCAGCAACUGGAGUGGCGGCUUCAAAGGCAUGACGCUGCUGCACUUAACAGCAGCGCUCGGCUAUUCGAAGCUGGCUUGCGCCUUGCUCAAUUGGCGCGCGGAGAAUCCAAAUAUCAUACUCGAGACUGAGAUUGAUGCAAUGAGUCGUGAUGUCUACGGUUAUACACCGAUGGCUUGGGCUUGUGCACGCAAUCACGUUGAAAUGACCAUUAUAUUGUUUAAGUGGAAUCAUAAUGCCUUGAAAAUCAAGGAUAAUGCUCAACAAACACCUCUUGAUAUCGCUAACUUCAAAGGCUAUAAGGCGCUCUUGUCGGAAAUUUAUCGUCUGGAAGAGGACCGCUUAAAGCAAAGUAAGAAGAAUACAUUUGGCAACAUAUCCUUGAGUCUAAAUAAAUAUUUGCUGACUGAUGUACAUUCAAAAUCACAGAACACCAACGAACAAAUUUAUGACGUCAAAGACAACGAACACGUUUUCAAUACAUUAGAUGCUUUAGAUAUGCAACGUAGUCAUGAUGGAGUCUUCUUGCGUCCCGUAGCGGUGGCAAGUAAUCAAAGUCCACCGAACGCUAGUCGGUUUUCCAAGCGAUCCUCGGUCGAUAGUGGAAUAAAUAUGGAUAUUCGUACGAAGCCCGGUAAAUCCUUUAAGGACAUAACACGUUUGCAAAGUUUCGAAACGCAUGACAAUUUCAAAUUGGCCGUGGAGUCAACGCUUGACACACUUGCCGCAACAAAUACAACGAACUCCUUACUCUCGCCAUCGCGCAAAAUGGACUUUGCAUUGUGCGAGGUAUCAACUGGCGAUUCAAGUCCCUUACCCGACAAAGAUCACGAUGAUACAUCAACGAUCAAUAAUGAUGAUGUAAACGAUGUGACUAUAAGUAAUGAGAACGAUGCCAUUGUAGGGGAUUCUGAUGCCAAAGUGCUCACCCUAGCCGAGCACAUUAUUGCUGCCAUGCCGGAGCGUAUUAAGAAUGAGGCCGAUGAGAUGAUGGUGCUGGGCAGUCCACUAACAGAACCGCUCAACUCUGAUUCGCCGAGUCUGAAUAAUGGGUUUAUGGAUCCACUCGAUUCGCUGCCUAAUGCACACUAUGAGAGCUUCGACUUCAAUGAUCACAGCUACCGUUAUCAUGAUGUUAGCACACCAUGUUCCAGUCUAAGCCCGGCCAGUUCAGGUCCAUUGCAAUCGCCAGCCAGUUACUCCAUACUGGGUGCCGAUCCCUCUGUUAGCUCACCAAGUCCACCACCCUCAACUAAACAGUUGACUGAAUUCUUACAUGCUUCUAGCAGCAGCCAGUAUCCCUUUGAGGCCGACUUCUCGAAGCUAACAUUAACAGAUACCGAGCAACGCGAAUUGUACGAGGCUGCCAAAUGCAUACAGAAAGCUUAUCGCUCAUAUAAGGGCCGCCAGAAGCUGGAGGAGCAAAACAAGGAACGCACUGCCGCCAUUGUCAUACAGAACUAUUAUCGUCGCUACAAACAGUACGCCUAUUACCGGCAGAUGACAAACGCUGCUCUUGUCAUACAACAUGGAUAUCGUUCGUAUUGCCGCAAUAAGCGCUUCAAGAAAUCACAAUCGUCAUCCAUGUCAAUUGGCAUUGAGUUGUCAGUUGUCGACAGUCAGAGCAGUCCGACAUCGCAGUGUCUAUCGAGCUUCUACGAUCAUUUCCGAAACGAUCAGCAGCAGCAGAAACAACUCGACUUCAGUUCCCAGCCGAGCACACCAAAGGAGACGAGCCCAUCCGGCCCAUUGAAACGUACUUACUCACAAUCAACCCAAAAUCAAGCUGCCAGAAAAAUUCAACAGUUCAUGAGACAAUCACGAAUUAAACUGCAGAGAGAACGAGCAGAAAAAGAGAAGCUGGUGCACCAACGCAGGGCGGAAUACCUUCAAAGCUUGCAGUAUCAAGAACAGCCGGAAAUUGUCUGCCAAGUCGAAAGAAAUGAAAUGUCAACAGCAAGCAUGACAAAUGAGCUUGCCAGCGCGAGUGGUGCAAACAACAACAAUAACAGUAACAUAUUUACCUACCAUUUGGGUCAAAACCAACAAUGAGCUGUGGAAAUGAAGCAAUUGCGGAAUAAAACCGAACAAGUCAGUAGCCAGUCAGCAAGCAAGGAAAGCUCUCUCUGCAUACACGAAAGCUUUUGUGCCGCAAAUCUUGUAUAAAGCGGCGUACGAUUGUUUACCAUUUUGUCAAAAUGUAGCAAAUGAAGUGAAAUUGCAACAACAACACAUGCAUACUUAUUAUAUACACAAGAUAAAUCUAAAUGCAUGUAAAUACACAAUUUUUAGGUAUUGUUUAUAUAUAACACAUAUAUAUAUGUAUAUAUACAUAUACAUAGGUACUUACGCAUAUGUGUUGCACAUACAUAUGCAUAUACAUAUAUUCCAAAACCGAAAUGACGGAAAGCAAACCAACUAUAACCUAUGACUAAUUGUAAAUCUUUGAAUAGCUUUAUCAAACUGAGUGAAACUUUCUAUUCGCAUCUUUUUGAAAUAGAAUUGUAGUAGGUCUUAUUUACGAUUACAUAACAUGGAAUAUGUACACAUAUUUUUGAUUACUCCUAAAGAGAUAAAGUACUGUACAAUGUACAAUGAAUUUAAUUUUUUUACUUUUGCUAUUGCACGGUUCUGUAGAAAACUUGUAGCAACUCUACUUCUCCUCCUCUUCUCGAAAUGCAGUUCCCGAAUAGGUCAAAUUCAAACAAUUUACAUUUAAACUUAAUUGAACUGUUGAAGUGGGGGUGGGCAGGAGGAGAAGGAGGAGCAUGUUUCAUAUUUAAUAAUAUUUAUGCACCAGAAAAUAAAACUUUUUUGCCUUCUAAAUAUAUUUAUAUGUAAGUGAGGAAUUAACUAUUACUACUAUUAACUAUUAACUAACUAUUAAAUCGAUUAACUACUUAUGUAGCAACAACAACAAAGUAUAACAUCAAAACACUUUUUACGAAUUGUUGGAGUUUUUUCUCUUUUCUUAUAACUAAGCAGUGCGUCGUUUAAGUCUUACGAAGAAUUUUUAAAAUAUUAUAUAUACAUAUAUACCAACAAAGGAUGUAGUGAAAUUAUUAAGCAUAUAUUAAUGAUUACUAAAUGGUAAUGUUACUUAUUUUUUACAAAAAACAAAAAAAGAAAAAAACAGCAAACACAACAUUUUCGUGUUUUAACUUGGUUUUUUUUUGUUGUUUUUAUUUUUUUAAGUAGAAACGAAUGGCGAAAUGCACGCACGUAAAUGUGCAGUGUCGUCUUGAAGAAUUCGAAGAAUUUGAAGAAUUAGAAACUUGAAAUUAAUUCGCAACACUAAGAGAACUUAUUAAAGAAGCCUUCUAUAAACUAUAAAAACAAGAACAAACAAACUUAACUGAAACUAUUUUAGCUGAAAUUAAUAUAAAUAAAAAACGAAAGUAUUGGAUAAUGUUGAGAAAUAGCAAAUUUAAUAAAAAACACCUUGUAAACUUUUUAAACACUUGCAUGUAGUAAACGAGAGCUCUAUUUAUAUUGUACGUAUAUACAUACAUAUAUAUACAUAAAAACUUGAUAGUAUAUAUUUUUAAUUAUGAAUUAAAAAUUAUAGCCAAAAACUGAAAAGAAAAAACAAGAACAAAAGAAUUAUGCAACUAUAGGUUAGUUACAAUGCGAAUUAAAAAGCAUUUUCGAAAUACGUUCAUUACGUUACUUAGCCAAAAGAGAUAUACAUACAUACAUAAUAAAAACAAAAAUAAUGAAAAUUUCAAAUAUAUUACGAUUAGCAAAAGAAACAAGUGCGUUUUUAAAAAACAACUAUUCUCUACUAAAACUUACUAGUUAUUGAAUAUAAACAAAUAUUUAUGCUUUUAAAUUUUUAGAAAAGAAAAAAUUAUUCAACUUAACAUAAACUUACAUACUAUGAAAAUUUAUAAAUAUUUUAACGGUUGAUUAAGAAUUUGCAAUGAUUUCUAAAAUCAAAAUGAAAAAGCAAAAUUAAACUAAAACUUAACUUAUAAAUAUACACAUUUUUGACUUAACUCAAACUUAACUUAAACUCCACAUAACGUUGCUUUAUCGACAGCGUUUGAAAUAUGAAACAAAAACAAAAAAGAAAAGAGAAUAAUUAACGAAAAUUGAGAAAGUGCUUACCAAAAGAAACGUGCAACGCAAAGAACUUGUACUGAGCUAGUGGAACGGUGCGCGUAGCGUGUGCACACGAACGUUAGGUUCGCCGUUAUCAGCGUAAGCAGCGUAUGGAAUUGAGUUGUAAUACGUUGAAUUGAAUAAAAAGCAAAAGUAUUCUUAAACAAAUGUAAAUUAAAAUUGUUUUUAAACUAUGGUAAAACAUUUAUUUUUAAAUGUGAUUAUAUAUACAUACAUAUAAAUAUAUAUAUAUAUAUACAUAUAUAAAUAUAUAUUCUGCUCCCCUAUUUAUAAACUAUUAUAUUCCCAUUACCUAACAUUAAAGCAUAAUCAAUUAAAUAAAUAAAAAUUAGUUAUAUUAAAUAACAAA
This is a messenger RNA of Bactrocera neohumeralis, 10221 nucleotides long. RefSeq lists its product as uncharacterized. Bases 369 to 7799 code for a protein of 2476 amino acids. Gene Ontology annotation, biological process: regulation of transcription by RNA polymerase II. NCBI's taxonomy places the organism in Eukaryota, Metazoa, Arthropoda, Insecta, Diptera, Tephritidae. The transcript has 26 exons. The record is from RefSeq and is a predicted model, not a curated record. Gene Ontology annotation, molecular function: transcription coregulator activity; protein binding; double-stranded DNA binding. Gene Ontology annotation, cellular component: nucleus.